CCAGGGCGGCCGCCAAGAUGGUGGUGGGCGCGUUCCCCAUGGCGAAGCUGUUCUACUUGGGCAUCCGGCAAGUUAGCAAGCCGCUGGCCAACCGCAUCAAGGAUGCCGCCCGCCGCAGCGAGUUCUUCAAAACCUACGUCUGCCUGCCUCCAGCCCAGCUGAGUCCUGUGAGACUGAACUCUUUGUACCACUGGGUGGAGAUGCGGACCAAAAUGCGCAUAAUGGGUUUCCGGGGCACAGCCAUCAAGCCGCUGAAUGAGGAGGCAGCAGCAGAGCUGGGUGCUGAGCUGCUGGGUGAGACCACCAUCUUCAUUGUGGGCGGAGGCUGCCUGGUCCUGGAGUACUGGCGCCACCAGACUAAGCAGCGCAAUAAGGAGGAGGAGCAGCGGGCAGCCUGGAAUGCACUGCAGGAUGAGGUGGGCCGCCUGGCACUGGCCCUAGAGGCACUGCAGGCUCACACACAAGCGAUGCCCUCCUUGAGUGCCCUGGAGGAGCUCGGGAAGAAGAGCUGCAGGAGGUGCGGACAGGUCUGCAAUGCCCACUGUACUCCCAAGUGCCAGGCAGCGCGUCUUCCAGGAAAUAACCAGCUGUUGGGGCCUGGACAUGUCUGUGCCAUGUGGCCCCCCCAUUAG
Molecule: messenger RNA, 632 nt
Organism: Rattus rattus (black rat)
Lineage: Eukaryota; Metazoa; Chordata; Mammalia; Rodentia; Muridae
Product: optic atrophy 3 protein homolog
Exons: 2
Coding region: 18-632 (204 amino acids)
Biological process (GO): regulation of lipid metabolic process
Cellular component (GO): mitochondrion
Source: RefSeq, a predicted model, not a curated record